Carya illinoinensis is the source of this 1343-nucleotide messenger RNA. Its product is annotated as cysteine-rich receptor-like protein kinase 10. The transcript has 5 exons. NCBI's taxonomy places the organism in Eukaryota, Viridiplantae, Streptophyta, Magnoliopsida, Fagales, Juglandaceae. The record is from RefSeq and is a predicted model, not a curated record. Bases 131 to 1234 code for a protein of 367 amino acids. Gene Ontology annotation, biological process: protein phosphorylation. Gene Ontology annotation, molecular function: protein kinase activity; ATP binding.
GUCGAGGUAGAUUUAUAGUGAAUUUACUCGAUUAAAACAUAAUUGUAGUUCUAGACUGCCUUUAGCGAUUAAUCUAUUUUGCUACUCAGAACAAGAAAUUCCAUUACAAGAAUUUGAAGGUUCACCAUCAAUGGACAUAAGUAUGCAUGUCGGGGAUCAUGACAAGAGUGGAGAAAUGCAGUACUUCAAUCUCAAUACCAUACAGACUGCUACAAACAAUUUUUCUGACUCGAAUAAGCUUGGAGAAGGUGGCUUCGGCCCUGUUUAUAAGGUGACAAAAACGAAAUGUUUCCAGGGCAAGCUAAUAGAUGGAAAGGAAAUAGCAGUAAAAAGGCUUUCAAUCAGAUCCAGACAAGGUAUUGAAGAGUUCAAGAACGAAGUGAUGUUCAUUGUGAAACUUCAACACAAAAAUCUGGUGAGGCUCCUGGGAUGCUGCCUGGAAGGAGCUGAAAAGCUUCUUGUCUACGAGUACAUGGCCAACACUAGUCUAGAUGCCUUCCUGUUUGAUCCAACAAAACGUAGAGACCUAGACUGGGCUAAACGAGCAAAUAUCGUCAAUGGGAUCGCAAGGGGCGUUCUAUAUUUACACGAGGACUCCCGUCUCAAAAUCAUCCAUAGAGAUUUGAAAGCAAGUAAUGUACUAUUAGAUGAUGAGAUGAACCCAAAGAUAUCGGAUUUUGGUACUGCUAGAAAUUUUGGUAGCAAUCAAAUCGAGGCCAACACUAACAGAAUCGUGGGUACAUACGGGUACAUGGCGCCUGAGUACGCAAUGGAGGGACAAUUCUCAAUAAAGUCCGAUGUUUAUAGCUUCGGAGUUCUGUUGCUGGAAAUCAUAAGUGGGAAAAAGAACAGUGGCUUGUAUCAUCCAAUUCCAGAGCGUGCACAAAGUCUUCUGCCACAGGCAUGGCGACUUUGGAAUGAAGGCAAGCGAGUGGAGUUGAUAGAUCAAACAUUGGUCGACGACUGUCCUGUGAGUGAAGCUCUGAGAUUGAUUCAUAUCGCGUUGUUGUGCGUUCAGGAAGACCCUAAUGAUAGACCUACCAUGUCAUUGGUAGUUCUCAUGCUUGCAAGCAGAUCGAUAUACCUACCUCAGCCAUCCGCACCUCCAUUCUCUAUUGCUAGAUUUACCUUCUCUGAUCAAUCUACAACAACGGGGGCCGAGGCAGGAAUUUCCGGUUCUGAUCAAUCUUCAACUAUUGGGGCCGAGGCAGGAAGGGUCGUGUCCACUGUCUGAUUAAUAAUAACAUGCUACAUGCUGAUCAAGAUCUGUUUUUCGUAACGUUUUCAUACCUUAACUGGUUGUUUAAUACUGUUUUUUGUAAUUGUUUGAUCGAGAGAAUCUA